GGUCAGAGGUCAUACGAGGUCAGAGAACUAUUUCACCUGUGUGUAGUUCGACCAGUACGAGUGAUUUAUGUGAUUUAAAUCUUUAUAUAAAAACUAGACGACGUGUCAGCUCAAAGCAGGAAAGUUUAAGAGGCUACGUUGCAGAGAUCUGGAGUGUCGACGUUGACAACUAUGCCCUGAAGGUUGGAAGAGAUUUGUGGAUACGAGGUGGUGGUUACGUUGUUGUUGCGAGGAGACUUUUUGACAAAGACUGAUCCAGGCAGGUGCACAGCUGCAUGCACCUGCAGCAGCAAAGUAAUUGCAUGGAGCAACCACAAAGCAUGGGACCGAUUCGAUUCCGCCUUGUGCACCUGAAGAGAAUCUCUAUCCUGGCAGUCGUGGUUAUCGUGAUCGUGUCCUGGUACAUCUCCAGUCAGCCAGACAAAUCCCCCGUAGCCAAAACCGUCUUCCUGGACAUGGAAAAAAAUUUAGGACAACAACUUCACGUCGCCGACGUUGACAUUCACGAAAGGGGAGUGGCGAAGAAGCGUAUGAUGGGGUUGCGGGCUGACGGUGCUAACUUCACCCUGGAUGGGAAACCGGUCCGACUUCUGUCCGGAGCCAUGCACUACUUCCGAGUCGUGCCCGAGUACUGGAGAGACAGGAUGUUGAAGAUGAAGGCAGCUGGGCUGAACACACUUGAGACAUAUGUGCCUUGGAAUCUUCAUGAACCCAAGAAGUAUACAUAUAACUUUAAAGGAAUAUUAGAUCUUGGGAGGUAUCUAGACAUAGCUCACGAGGUUGGCUUGUGGGUGAUCCUCAGACCAGGUCCCUACAUCUGUGCAGAGUGGGAGUUUGGAGGACUGCCAGGGUGGUUGGCAACUGCAAAGGAACAUGUGAGGACUACCCGUCCACUGUUUAUGGAUCCUGUGGAGGUGUGGUUUGGGAGACUACUGGCUGAGGUGGUGCCACGUCAGUACACCAAUGGAGGGCCUAUCAUAGCUGUGCAGAUAGAGAAUGAGUAUGGCUCGUAUGGCAACGACACAGCUUAUAUGGAAAGGCUGGAAAAGAUUCUGGAGUCCAGGGGAAUCGUUGAGCUUCUCUUCACAUCAGAUAACUUAGGUGGCCUGUUCAAAGGAGGAGUACCAGGAGUGUUGAAAACUAUCAACUUCCAGGACAAUGCCACGCACAGGUUACAAAAUUUAAAAGAAAUGCAGCCUGACCGUCCCAUGAUGGUGAUGGAAUACUGGACCGGCUGGUUUGACCACUGGAGAGAGGACCACCACAUCUACAGGCUGGAAAAGUUUGAAAGAAACUUGAUAGAAAUCCUGGACGCCGGAGCCUCUGUAAAUUUCUACAUGUUCCAUGGGGGCACAAACUUUGGUUUUAUGAAUGGUGCCAACACACAGUACAAGACUGGGGGCAGGACCCUCCCUACUGUCACUAGUUAUGAUUAUGAUGCACCAAUCUCAGAGACUGGUGACUUGACUCCAAAGUAUUUCAAAAUCAGGGAGAUAUUGAAGAGCCACACACCACCUGGUGUUGUGCCUGAGAGAUUACCAGAGCCCCCAACCACUGUAGGGAAGUUUGACUAUGGAAGAACAACUGUGACCAAGGCAUUACCUUUGGAUAAAGUUCUUCCACUCCUGGAGCAGCCAAUAUCAUCCACCCAACAGAAUGUCCAUGGUCUUGGUUAUGGGUACAUGCUGUAUACAGCAACAGUAAACCAGAAGCCUGAGAGGCUAACAGUGAAAGGUGUCGUCAGGGAUCGAGCACUGGUGAUGAUCAAUGACAUCUUUGUUGGUGAAAUGGAUGAAGACACUGAGGACAUUGAGCUUGAUCAUAGUCUGAUCAAGGGAGAUCCUCCAUACACCCUGAAGAUCCUUGUAGAAAACCAGGGAAGAGUCAACUAUGGCAGUGGGCUCAAGAAUCAAAUAAAAGGGAUUAUAGGGGACGUGUACAUCAACACAGAGGAAAAAGUAGCAGAGUUUAAAGUCUACACACUGGACAUGUCAGAGAAUUUCCUCCAGAAGUUAUCAGCAUACAGUGACUGGACAUCGGGCACAGAAUUGAACCAAGUAAAGACUCCUGCAUUCUACAGGGCAACCUUUACUGUGGAGGGUAGACCUAAGGACACAUUUGUACAUAUGUUUAAGGGAAACUGGGAGAAGGGUGUGGUUAUUGUAAACCACAACAACCUGGGGAGAUACUGGAACAUCGGACCCCAACAAACCUUGUACCUACCUGCACCUUUCCUUAAAGAAGGGGAGAAUGAGAUAAUUGUGUUUGAGGAGAGGACGUCUGCUCCGGAAGUGCUGUUCUGUGACAAGCCCAGUUUGGGAGAAAUUGUGUACUUCAGGGAAUGAUGGAUCUAGAUGAAUAUGCAACAAAACUCUUGUAGUUGUACCCCCUUUCACACUAGAGGUGGAGUUUGCUAGAAUGCCGUCUGAAUGAAAAUUCUUUAUACAGUCCUCAGGAUAUUUGAAGUGUGUUCUAAAAAUUCUCCCUGCAUUCCAGAUACAUUUGUACCUGUUCUUGUUGUUGCUGGCCCAAAUGGUCUGGUCAUCCUGAAAACUUUCUAGUUGACUUUGAAGUGGAGAAAUAUUGAACGGCAUUCAAAGUGUAUUCUAACUACAGUAUGCAUUCUAAAAAUAUAUAUUCCUACAGCAUUCCUACAACAUCGCAUUCAAAGGAGAACUGAAAUAGGCCCUAACAUAUAGAAUACUCCCAAAUUUUCAGAAUUCACCCGGUACUUUGAGUUGCCAGGAAUAUACAAAAAAUUCUUAUUGUGGUCCAGGCAUUCUGGCUCAUUCUGCCUCUAGUGUGAAGGGGCUAUAUGUAUGAUACAAUGUAUAACUAGGGUUUCCCAAAUGUGUUGCCAUUUCGUCAGUUCUUCAUUCCUUCUGUUUCUACUUAAAUCCAUGCUGAUUUGGAAUACUAGUAAGUGUUAAGGGGCCUUCAUGAAAUGAAACUUGACUGACUUCUAUGGUGGUACUUGUACUUGCUGAUGUAGACAUUCAAAUGGCCAUAGGAGAUUGAGACUCUGCCACAAAUGACGCCCCUCUCAAGGAGGAUAAAGUCUUGAAUCAGAUAUUUCAUUUUGAUUCAAUAUUGUUUCUUUAUGCAGAGUCACUGCUGAGUUACAAUACCCACCAUGAUUAGCCAAAAUUUUCUAAUACUACAUGUAUACUGUGAAUAGCAGAUUAGCCUCAAUCAUUGGCUGUGGUUCAUAAUUAUGAGCAAAAUGGUCAUGAGUUUUGUAGAAAAAAAAAGUUGUAUGUUGUAUAUUAGUUAUAAUAUAUUGGAGAAAUAAGGAAAGAUAUGGUGUUUCUUCUUUGUACUUUUUAGAAAGAUACAUACCUCUUUAACUUUCCUUAGGAAGAAUUCUGCAUAUUACAAGGUCAAGUUUAGUGUUUUGCAUGUAUUUUGUGCACUGUGCCCAAGUUUUGGUAUACAAUGAAACUUCAAAGUCAACAGAUUUUAUUGAUUUAGCUAUAGAAGUACAUUCUUCCCAUGUCUCUUUUUCUUCUUUUUUUUUAAACUCUUCCAAAAGAAUGAAUUCUCACAACCAGGUUGAAGAGUUUGUGUUUCGAACUUUUUUAGGGGUAUUGUACGUGUACAAUAUUCAUUAGCCUGGGUGCCAUCCGAUUUUUAAUGGCUACCCCAAAAAAUCUUUUCAGGGUAACCGUUACAAAUCAGAGGGCACCCAGGCUACAGUAUUAAUGCCAUUGUCUUUCCUUCAGCAGUUUAAAAGUGCCUCCAAACCACCAUAUAUUGGUGUUGUAACUAACUGCCAAAUCAUAAGUUUAUAAAAAAGCAAAUGUUCACAAUAGGGCUGUGUUAACUUAACAUAUACAUGUAGACCAAUAUCCUGUAUUUUAGCUGUCUGGUCUGUAUCCAAGACCCUGUUACAGUAAUAUUUAUAAGGUAUCAUUAAGGAAGAGGGAUUCGAAGAUUUAUUUAUAAUCUGAGGUUUGUAUAUAUUUCCUUUAGUUUCAACCUUUUGGGCAAUUAUACUGUACGUACUUGGGUAAAUAUUAAAAAGAAGAAGAGAGAUGAGCUCUUUUUUAAAGAAAUUUUCUUUUGUUGCAAUGUUGGUAUAGAUCGUGUAUUUUGACAAAACGUGGGUGUGUAACAUUAGUAAGUUUUUUUCUGUCAAUUUAUUUAAGAGUUAGGCCACACCAAUUUGAUUUGUUGGUUCUCGGAUUGAUUCGCCUCUUCAUUUUUUUCU
Molecule: messenger RNA, 4210 nt
Organism: Branchiostoma belcheri (Belcher's lancelet)
Lineage: Eukaryota; Metazoa; Chordata; Leptocardii; Amphioxiformes; Branchiostomatidae
Product: beta-galactosidase-1-like protein 2
Exons: 20
Coding region: 276-2345 (689 amino acids)
Biological process (GO): carbohydrate metabolic process
Cellular component (GO): vacuole
Molecular function (GO): beta-galactosidase activity
Source: RefSeq, a predicted model, not a curated record